This is a messenger RNA of Onychostoma macrolepis, 4782 nucleotides long. Its product is annotated as ubiquitin carboxyl-terminal hydrolase 15-like. Gene Ontology annotation, biological process: protein deubiquitination. Bases 67 to 2994 code for a protein of 975 amino acids. The record is from RefSeq and is a predicted model, not a curated record. The transcript has 22 exons. NCBI's taxonomy places the organism in Eukaryota, Metazoa, Chordata, Actinopteri, Cypriniformes, Cyprinidae. Gene Ontology annotation, molecular function: cysteine-type deubiquitinase activity.
CGCGGCCGGCGCCGUGCGUGCUGACGCCGGCGGCGCGUCUUCCCAGCAUGCAGUGCGCGAGUGAAGAUGGCGGAAGGCGGCGCGGCGGAUGUGGAGACGCAGAGAGGAGAGAUCGCGACGCUCCUGAAGACGCCGCUGCGCAGAGCCGACACCUGGUACCUGGUGGACAGCCGCUGGUUCAAGCAGUGGAAGAAGUAUGUGGGCUUCGACAGCUGGGACAAAUACCAGAUGGGGGACCAGAGUGUGUACCCCGGACCCGUGGACAACUCCGGCCUGUUCACAGACGGGGAUGUGCUGGGUAUCCGGGAGCACCUGAUUGAUGAGCUGGACUACAUCCUGCUGCCGGCUGAUGGCUGGAACAAGCUGCUGAGCUGGUAUGGCCUCAGAGAGGGACAGCAGCCCAUCGCUCGCAAGGUGGUGGAGCAGGGCAUGUUCGUCAAACACUGUAAGGUGGAGGUGUACCUCACCGAGCUCAAGCUGUGUGAAGACAGCGACAUGGAGAACGUCGUCUCGCGCCGCUUCAGCAAAGCAGACACCAUAGACAGCAUCGAGCGGGAGAUGCGGAAGCUGUUCAGUAUCCCGGACGAGAAGGAGACGCGGCUCUGGAACAAGUACAUGAGCAACACCUUCGAGCCGCUCAAUAAACCAGACAGCACCAUCCAGGACGCAGGGCUCUAUCAGGGACAGGUUCUGGUGAUCGAGCAGAAGAACGAGGACGGCUCGUGGCCCCGCGGCUCCUCGGCGCUCAAGUCAUCUGGUGCUUCCUCUCUCUCUGCUUUACCAAAGAUCUGCCCUUCAUCUCUCACAAACAAUCAUAACAGCAGCUUCAGCGGCCGCAACGUGAAGAGCUCCAGCUACAGCCUGCCGUCCUACCCGCCCUACAGCAGCUACGAGAGCUCGGAUCAGGGCCGGCGCUGCGAGAGAGUGGGUCUCUGUGGCCUGUCUAACCUGGGGAACACCUGCUUCAUGAACUCGGCCACACAGUGUCUGAGCAACGUCCCACCGCUGACCCAGUUCUUCCUGAAGGACCAGCACCAGGUCGAGUUGAACCAGGACAAUCCUCUGGGCAUGAAGGGCGAGAUCGCCAAGGCCUACGCAGAGCUCAUCAAGCAGCUGUGGUCGGGCAAAUACAGCUACGUCACGCCGCGCCCCUUCAAGACUCAGGUGGGCCGGUUCGCUCCUCAGUUCUCUGGCUAUCAGCAGCAGGACUCUCACGAGCUGCUGGCCUUCCUGCUGGACGGACUGCACGAAGACCUCAACCGCAUCCGCAAGAAGCCCUACAUCCAGCUGAAGGACGAUGACGGCCGGCCCGACAAGGUGGUGGCAGAGGAGGCCUGGGAGAACCACAUCAAGAGGAACGACUCGAUCAUCGUGGAUAUCUUCCAUGGCCUCUUCAAGUCCACUCUGGUGUGCCCUGUGUGCGCCAAGAUCUCCGUGACCUUUGACCCCUUCUGCUACCUGACGCUGCCUCUGCCCAUGAAGAAGGAGCGGACACUGGAGGUGUAUCUGGUGUGGCUGGACCCGCUGGCCAAACCCACUCAGUAUAAGCUGACUGUUCCUAAAGUGGGCUGCAUCUCUGAUCUGUGCACGUCGUUGUCGGCUCUGUCGGGCGUCUCGGCUGAGAAGAUGAUCGUGACGGACAUCUACAACCACAGGUUCCACCGGAUCUUCAGCAGCAACGAGAACCUGAGCAGCAUCAUGGAGCGGGACGACAUCUUCGUGUUCGAGGUGACCGUUGGCCGGCUGGAGGACACGCAGCACGUGCUGAUCCCCGUUCACCUGCGGGAGAAGUACAAGCAGUCGGGCUUCAACCACACCAGCACGCCACUGUUCGGCCGACCCUUCCUGCUGAGUGUACCGCGCUCCAUCAGUGAGGACAAGCUCUACAACCUGCUGCUGCUGCGCCUCUGUCGUUUCAUUCGUACGGCCGCGGAGGACGAGGAGUCGGAGGAGACGCACUCGCCCAAGCAUCACUCCAUCAACGGCAGCGCCACCAACGGUAUAAUGGAGGAGGGCUCGCCGAGUGAGAUGGAGACGGACGAGCCGGACGAGGAGUCCAGCCAGGACCAGGAUCUGCCCUCGGAGAACGAGCGCAGCCCGUCGGAGGACUCGGUGAGCGCGGAGCACGAGCUGGAGAACGGCCUGCUGCCCUCCGAGAGGAAGAGGCUCUUCACGCUGCACUUCAACAACAUGGGCAAGAGCGACUUCAUCAAGGGAGAGGUCCGCUUCGACGAGGACCACACGCGGCUCAGCGAUAGAUGCUAUCUGUCCCUGGACUGGGAGCCGGACAUCAAGAGGAAGUUCUUCAACGAAGCCGCGGCCGAGGACUUCGAGAAGCACGAGAGCAUGGAGUACAAGCCGCAGAAGAAGAGCUUCUUCAAGCUGAAGGACUGCAUCGAGCUCUUCACCACCAAAGAGAAGCUGGGCGCAGAAGACCCGUGGUACUGUCCGCACUGUAAGCAGCACCAGCAGGCCACGAAGAAGCUGGACCUGUGGAGUCUGCCGCCGGUGCUGGUGGUGCAUCUCAAGCGCUUCUCCUACAGCCGCUACAUGAGGGACAAGCUGGACUCGCUGGUGGACUUCCCUCUGCGGGAUCUGGACAUGUCUGAGUUCCUCAUCAAUCCGAACGCGGGGCCGAGCCGCUACGACCUCAUCGCCGUCUCUAACCACUACGGAGGAAUGGGAGGAGGACACUAUACCGCCUACUCCAAGAACAAGGAGGAUCAGAAGUGGUACAACUUCGAUGACAGCAGCGUGUCGCCGGCCAGCGAGGAGCAGAUCGUGUCGAAGGCGGCGUAUGUGCUCUUCUACCAGCGGCAGGACACGGUCGCGGGCACGGGCUACUUCUCUCUGGACCGCGAGACGCAGCCGCAGGACGAGCCCAGCGCAGCCGCAGACGCCGCUCAGAGCGAGGAGGAGGAGGACGAUCUGAACGAUAACCAGCGGGAGGAAGAGCUCAGCCCCGGCCCAGACGUCAACAUGAGCAGCCACUGAGCUGAGCCUCAAAGCCAUACGGCCUGCGCAGACGGGCACGAAUGUACGCAGACGCCCGCUGACAGACAGAGCUUCUGCAUGAGUCGAGAGUGAGAGCCGCCACACUUUACAGCGCUUGAUUUGUUUUGUACAUCACACUGACCGGACUACUGACCGCUCGGUUUCCACUGCGUUAGUUUAGCGUCCUUCACCUCAGCCUUAACGGGGUCUCAGACCGCUGCCUUCUCUGCGCAGACCUCACUCGUAGAGGAGUGAAGAGGAGGCGGGUUUGAUGGAUGUUCUCGCUCGCUGAGCUGACCGCUGCGGUUGAUAAAUCCUGUACAUAAGAGUUCACUCUGUGAGUGCACAUUUGAUAAAUCUAUUUAUUUAUACGGAAGGCAGAGCGUGGACUGACUGCGACCGGAUCCGUCUGCGGGACGCCCCAUCGCCCGAGGGUUUUUUAAAUCGAACUGACGUCCUUGCAUGAUUCGGGGACUUCCUUUAGCUGCACUUGAGUUCACUUUGGUUUACAUUUGAAAUGUGCAUGUGUAUUUAUAUACGGACUUCAAUAAAUUUGAGUAAAGUCCGGUGUUGCGUUGGUUCCUGUGCGUCGAGCGCUAGCCGCAUCCCUCAUCACGGGGUGGGCUGAGAAGGUUGGUUUUUAAUUAAAUGCAAUGCAUAUUGUUUUUAUUAUAAACACUAUUGUUUUACUCUUAUUUUUCUUUUCAUUGCGAUAGAAAUCUUGGUAACACUUUACAGUGAGGUCCCGUUGUUUAACAUGAGUUAAUGCAUUAACACAGAGUUACUCAGAUCUUUAAAAAAAAAAGAACAUUCUAAUUUAACCCAUUAUUAUAAUUAUCUUACAAAGCUUUUGCCAAGUGUUUGAAAGAUAAAGUGAUCAAACAUGAAACGAUCUAGCUGCACACUAACAGUUUACAGUACAGCCCCGGUACUGAACGAGAUACUGCAUUAACUAGCAAUCAGCAGCGCCUUUGACACAGAAUUAAUCAUCUGAUCACGUUAGUUAAAGGGGUAGUUCACCCCAAAAUGACAAUUCUGUCAUUAAUUACUCGCCCUCAAACCCGUAAGACCUUCGUUCAUCUUCAACACAAAUUCAGAUGUUUGUGAUGAAAUCGCAGAGCUCUCUGACCGUCCACAGACAGCAACUCAGCUGAAAUGUUCCCAGGUCCAGAAACACAGUAAAUACAUCAGUAAAAUAGUCCAUGUGACAUCAUUUUACGACGGUAUGAGAAUACUUUUUUUUUUUUUUGCGCAAAGAAAACAAAAAUAACUAUUUACUCGAGCAUUCUUCUCCCCCGAGUUCCGUCGUCUGCUGUUUUAGAGGGUAUCACCACGCUUAUUACGCAGCUUUCGUUGAUGCGCGCUUCCCCCCCGAACGCAAACAACGCUGAGUACGUCAAACACGUUCUCUGGUACUCGCCAAAAUGGUGGAAGACGUAACUCGGGAACGACAUGAGGGCGAGUAAUUAAUGACAUUAUUUUCAUUUUGGGGUGAACUAACCCUUCAAUAGAAAUACAUCUGUUAGUUCAUUAGCUCAAGUCCAUUAAAUAUUACAACCUUUGAUUUUAGUAAUACACUCAUGGUCAGAAUUCUUGGCACCCUUGGUAAAUAUGAUCAAAGAAGGCUCUGAAAAUAAACCUGCAUUAAUACAAUUUAGCUAUAAUUUGAAGGGAAAAAAGCGGCAAUAGGCCUAAUGAUCAUUUAAAAUAUAAUUUGAAGAAGUGUUUCUUUCACAAAAUGAGGAUUGUAUAUAUAACUAUAAAAUAUACUCAACUGUUCUCCCUCUU